Messenger RNA from Astrephomene gubernaculifera, 990 nucleotides. NCBI's taxonomy places the organism in Eukaryota, Viridiplantae, Chlorophyta, Chlorophyceae, Chlamydomonadales, Astrephomenaceae. The record is from the annotation of a GenBank genome assembly.
GGGAGAUGUGGUGGUGGAGCUGAGCAUGGACGAGCUGGGUCGCUGGCUGGCCGAGGCGGCGGUGCAGCUGAGCGCCUCCGCGCGCGCCGGCAUGUGGGCUGCUGCCGCGGCGGGGCAGCGGGAGCGGGCGGCGCUGCAGCGGCUGGGUGGGGAGCUGGCGGGGGCGGUGGCGGGGCUGGCACACGAGCAGGACACGUUCAUGCGGCAGCAUGCGAUCAAGGUGGAGACGCAGCUGGUGGAUCGCGCCAUGAGCCUGCUUCAGGAGCUGAGCCAGGCCCGCCGCGCCGCCCUGCGCUGCGCCGAGGACUGCCGGAGGGCCAUGGACAGCGCCUUCGCAGCGGCUCAGCGGCAGUACGCGGCGCAUAUCGACGAGCUGCACAACCAGCUGACGGUGGCGAGGACCAACUCCUCAAUCAUGCGCAACGAGCUGCAGAAGGCGGCGCUGGAGGCGCUGGUGGAGGUGCGGCGGGAGAUGCUGAGUCGCGCCUUCGCAUCGGGCGCCAUGCGGAUGUGCGACGAGGUGGGGCGCAUGCUGGCGCUGGAGGAGCAGCUGGAGCAGCAGCAGACCGAGAUCAUCGACCUGCAGCGCGCGCUGAUGAAGGCGCACGCCUGGUUCCGCAUGCGCACCGCCACCGUCACCACCGCCUGCAUCGCGGAGGUGGGGGCGGCGCGGGCGCGGGCGGAGGCGCUGGAGUCGGAGCUGUGGGAGGGACGGGAGCGGGCCGAGCUGGCGUUCGAGCAGAUGGGCGCGCAGCUGAGGGCGACGCAGGCUGACCUUGAAGCCGUGAGUGCGGGUGCCGCCCGCAACGCCUCCGACCUGCGCCACGCGCUCGCCUCCAACAAGCGGCUGCUCAAGUGGAAGAUCACCACCGCGCCGCGCAUGGAGGCGCUCAAGGUCCGCAUGGCGGAGCUGACGCGGCACCGAGAGGCGUGGCUGGAGUGGGUGCACAGCAAGCAGGGGCUGAUGCGGCACCUGGGGGCGCAGCUGCU